Psilocybe cubensis is the source of this 987-nucleotide messenger RNA. RefSeq lists its product as uncharacterized. The transcript is spliced from 6 exons. The coding region runs from base 1 to 987 and encodes 328 amino acids. Gene Ontology annotation, molecular function: protein-containing complex binding. Gene Ontology annotation, cellular component: mitochondrion. Lineage: Eukaryota; Fungi; Basidiomycota; Agaricomycetes; Agaricales; Agrocybaceae. The record is from RefSeq and is a predicted model, not a curated record.
AUGAAUUCGACAGUGCGCAAGAUACUCGUGGUCGGUGGAAAUGGGUUCAUAGGUUCUGCAGUUUGCAAAGCCGCAUUAGCACGCGGAAUCCAGGUGACAAGUGUCAGCUCAUCUGGAAGGCCUUAUCGUUCUGCCAAAGGACACGCACCAGCGUGGACAUCCAAUGUAGACUGGCAACGCGGGGACGCACUGCAACCCCAGACCUUCGCGCAUCUUCUUCCCAAUGUGGACGGCGUAGUGCACACGCUCGGAACGCUCAUCGAGGAUAGUUCUUAUAAACGUGCCGUCCAGGAUGGAAACGUCGCCGCUCUGUUUGGCAGCCUCACCAAGAGGUUUUUCGAUAGCGGCAAUCCUCUAGAGAAAAGAUCAGACAGCGGCAAUCUGACAGGAUACGAUGCGCUGAAUCGCGAUUCUGCUUUACGCGUGUGCGAGGCGUUCUUGUCUUCCCCAGCCGGGACCAGUGAUCCCAAUGCACCUAGACCAUUCAUAUACGUCUCUGCGGAGGACAUUUUCAGGCCCGUGAUUCCAGCUAGAUACAUCGAAAGCAAACGGGAGGCCGAAAAAGGGAUCGAGCAGAUGAUGAGUGGCCACGCGAACUAUCGCGGCGUGUAUAUACGACCCAGCUUGGUGUACCACGCUCAUAUUCGACCUCUGACGACGCCUGUGGCUGCCCUGCUGGACCUUUCAGCUACUAUUCAUAGCAAGGUACCUCGAAGCAUCCCCACACCCUCCAGCGUGCUCCGAUCGCUCGGUGCCUCAUCGACGACUGCGGGGGAUGGACAAACAACAUCCGCAUUGGACUCCGUUGCGAAUGCCCUCUCUAUCCCCCCCAUCCAUGUCGAUCACGUUGCAGACGCGAUCUGUGCUUCAUUGGACUCGCGCAAUAAUGUUAGAGGAGUAGUAGACGUGCGCAGAAUGCGCGAGCUCAUUGGAUGGUCAGGAGAUGGUAAUGCAGAUCCCGGGGUGGGCAUGGCAGGUGCACAUUGA